AGCAAAUAGGGAGAAAAAAUGUUACUGAAACAUAAAGAGACUAUCCACCCAUAGAGAAAUUCUGGGUAUCAGUGGAAGGAGGAAGGCGAGUCUUCAUCCGCCGCUUACAGCUUUUUUUAGCGAUAGCAGGCUUUACUGUGUAACAGGCUGCACUCUUGGGUAGGAUAGCGGCACUAUUUCUUUGAAAUAUCAUUGCAUUAUUAACUCUUGUCUGGGAGUCUUGCACUAGUAGAUACCCUCCCUCCCAGCGCCUGUAACUCGCCAGUUCGUGAUUUAUUCAGGGGUUCCUGUAGUCGGGUAAUUUGUCGCUGAUUUUCUAAAAAAUGCAAAAGAGGAGGAAGCCGGAGCCGAUUCAGCUCAACCCAGCUCCUGAUGGCAACACUGUCAACGGUACCAGCGCCACGGAGACGAAUCUGGAGGCCCUGCAGAAGAAGCUGGAGGAGCUGGAGUUGGACGAGCAGCAGAGGAAGCGUCUGGAGGCGUUCCUCACCCAGAAGCAGAAGGUGGGGGAGCUGAAGGACGACGACUUUGAGAAGAUCUGCGAGCUGGGCGCCGGAAACGGGGGCGUGGUCUUCAAGGUGUCGCACCGCCCCUCUGGCCUCAUAAUGGCCAGAAAGCUCAUCCACCUGGAGAUCAAGCCUGCCAUUAGGAACCAGAUCAUCCGGGAGCUGCAGGUCCUGCAUGAGUGUAACUCCCCCUACAUCGUGGGCUUCUAUGGUGCCUUCUACAGCGACGGCGAGAUCAGCAUCUGCAUGGAGCACAUGGACGGGGGCUCCCUGGACCAGGUGCUGAAGAAAGCAGGGAAGAUCCCUGAGCAGAUCCUGGGGAAAGUCAGCAUUGCAGUGAUCAAAGGACUGACGUACCUGAGAGAGAAACACAAGAUCAUGCACAGGGAUGUGAAGCCAUCCAACAUCCUGGUGAACUCGCGCGGAGAGAUCAAGCUGUGCGACUUUGGCGUCAGUGGCCAGCUCAUAGACUCCAUGGCCAACUCUUUUGUGGGCACGCGGUCCUAUAUGUCUCCGGAGCGGCUUCAGGGUACCCAUUACUCAGUGCAGUCCGAUAUCUGGAGUAUGGGACUGUCCCUGGUGGAGAUGGCAAUCGGCCGCUACCCUAUCCCCCCGCCUGACGCCAAGGAGCUGGAGCAGAUCUUCGGUUGCCCUGUAGGGGGCGACCUGCCCUCCAGCGAGGCUUUCCCCAAACCCAGACCUCCUGGCCGCCCUGUCAGCUCAUACGGCCCGGACAGCAGACCCCCCAUGGCGAUUUUCGAGCUGCUGGACUAUAUUGUGAAUGAGCCGCCUCCAAAGCUGCCAAGUAUAUUUGGUUCAGAGUUUCAAGACUUUGUUAACAAGUGCUUGGUCAAGAAUCCAGCAGAAAGAGCAGAUUUAAAACAGCUCAUGGUAAGCGUUUAUUUCAUCCUGAACUUUACACUCAAAUGUUUCCUAUUUACAAUGCUAUUCACUAUUUGCAAUAGAGACACUACUUAAAAGCAUUUCUGCAGCAGCUGUGGUACAUGCAGAGAUCUUUUUUGUAUUGAGUGCAGUUUAAGGAAACCAUGUUGCUUUGCAAUGGCAAUAUUCAGUGCAUCAGUGCUGUAGCAUUUCAGAUUUAACUUCUGCAGGAGGGUUAACAGACUUGGAAUAGGGGUUCUGUAAUAUGUUAAUAAAGCACAUCCUGAUUCUGUCAUACAGUGCUUAUAAUACAUUUAAUCACAUGUGCACCAUGUUUCCCUUGUUUGAAAUGAUGAAGGGGUUCUGGGAAAACAUGCCCCCCACUUCUAAUUAUAGGUUAAAGUUAAAAACUUCCAACUGGUUCUAUCAUUUGACAUGGGGAUAAAAAUGGGAAGUUUUGUCUUCCCCAAAACAUGUGGUUUUGAGAUUGAAGACAGAAGAAGUUUCAUCUUCAAGUGGAUCAAGAUCAAGUGGGCCAUCAAAUCAAGACCUCUCCAGAAAUGCUAAAAACCAAGCAUUAAAGAUUUCUGAGACUGGUUAUUAAACCUCAGUGUCAAAAUAAGUUCCACACUGAGCACAAAAUCAUGAACUUUGGGAAAGUACUGUAAAUCUCCAUGUCACAGACUUGCAUUUGAGUUCCCAUAAACUGCAACAUGAUGCUGCCCUUGCUGCUCACUAGUCACCAUAAUGACUAACGUACAGGUUGUGUAGCAGACAUUUCACCACAUAAAUGUUCCAGUGAUUUACAUGUAGAAUUAACAGUAUUUGUUGGUGAAACCAUAUUGAAAUCAAAAGCAAUAUUCCUAUCUGAUUAAAAGAGAUGUCAUAGGGGCCCCACGUCACCGGAGGUUUUGUCAGAAUAUUGUGCAAUAGAUGGCUGAAAAUUCUUAUUUAUGUGAAAUGGAGGUUUAACAUGUUAAUGUGUACAUUUUACUUUUACUGCAGGUUGAAAUACACUUAUCAAUGCUCAUUCUAACCCCAAAAUAUAAAAAGUUGCAGUUCCCCUUUAAAGUCCAAGUGGGAACUUUACUCACACUAACCACUUUCUAAGGACGUUCUCACCACUGU
Molecule: messenger RNA, 2516 nt
Organism: Lepisosteus oculatus (spotted gar)
Lineage: Eukaryota; Metazoa; Chordata; Actinopteri; Semionotiformes; Lepisosteidae
Source: RefSeq, a predicted model, not a curated record